GGUGAAAUCCCCGCUCUCUUCCGGACCUCAGCCGCACGCUCCAUUUCUACACGAGAGCGCUCGAUCGAUCGAGAGAGAGAGAGAGAGAGAGGGAGAGAGAUGGGGGACUCCGCGACGGCGACGGCGACGACGACGACGAAGGCGACGCCGCCGACGCUCCCCGUGGCGGGGCGCCGCAACGUCCUCAUCACGAGCGCCCUCCCCUACGUCAACAACGUCCCCCACCUCGGCAACAUCAUCGGAUGUGUUCUGAGCGCGGAUGUGUUUGCGCGGUACUGCCGGCUCCGAGGGUAUAAUGCAAUAUAUAUAUGCGGAACGGAUGAGUACGGGACGGCAACCGAGACAAAGGCCAUGGAGGAGAAUUGCUCUCCCAAGGAGAUAUGUGAUAAAUACCAUGCCAUUCACAAGGAGGUAUACAAGUGGUUUGACAUAAGCUUUGAUGAGUUUGGACGAACAUCUUCUCCGGCGCAGACUGAAGUUUGCCAAGCUAUUUUCCACAAACUGAUGGGGAAUAAUUGGCUUUCUGAGAACACCAUGCAGCAGCUUUACUGUGACACAUGCCAACGCUUCUUAGCUGACAGGCUUGUGGAGGGAACUUGUCCUACCCCUGGCUGUAAUUACGAGUCUGCAAGAGGUGAUCAGUGUGAAAAAUGUGGGAAAUUGUUGAAUCCUACUGAACUGAUUGAUCCCAAAUGCAAAGUUUGUCGAAACACUCCACGCAUUCGUGACACCGACCACUUAUUUCUAGAGCUUCCUUUACUGAGGGAAAAAUUAGAGAAGUAUAUCAGUGAAAUGUCUGUGGCUGGGGGUUGGAGCCAAAACGCUAUCCAAGCAACGAAUGCUUGGUUGAAGGAAGGAUUGAAACCCCGCUGUAUUACAAGGGAUCUUAAAUGGGGUGUCCCUGUUCCUCAUGAGAAAUAUAAAGAUAAGGUGUUUUAUGUGUGGUUUGAUGCCCCAAUUGGGUAUAUCUCAAUAACAGCGUGCUACACUCCUGACUGGGAGAAGUGGUGGAAGAAUCCUGAUAUGGUAGAAUUAUAUCAGUUCAUGGGCAAAGAUAAUGUGCCAUUUCACACUGUUAUGUUUCCUUCCACACUCCUUGGAACUGGUGAAAAGUGGACAAUGAUGAAGACAAUAAGUGUAACGGAAUAUUUAAAUUAUGAAGCAGGAAAGUUCUCCAAGAGUAAGGGUAUUGGAGUUUUUGGUAAUGAUGCAAAGGAUACAAAGAUUCCUACCGAAGUAUGGCGUUACUACUUGCUCACUAAUAGGCCAGAGGUGUCAGAUACACUGUUUACAUGGGCAGACCUGCAAGCAAAACUCAAUAGUGAAUUGCUUAGUAACUUGGGAAAUUUUAUCAAUCGUGUAUUGAGUUUCAUUGCCAAACCCGCAGGAGCUGGGUAUGAUUCAACUAUUCCUGAUGCUCCUAAUGCGGAGUCUCAUCAAUUAACUAAGACUCUUGCAGAAAAUGUUGGCAAAUUGGUCGAUCAGUAUCUUGAUGCCAUGGAGAAGGUCAAACUAAAACAAGGCCUGAAAAUUGCUAUGAGCAUUUCUAGCGAGGGUAAUGGAUAUUUGCAAGAGAGCCAAUUUUGGAAGCUUUACAAAGAAGAUCCCUCUUCAUGUGCCAUUGUGAUGAAGACUUCAUUAGGACUUGUUUACCUUCUUGCCUGUUUAUUAGAGCCUUUCAUGCCUUCCUUCUCUAAUGAAGUAAUGAGGCAGCUUAAUUUGUCUCCAGAAGAGCAUCUCUCAUUUUCUGAUGAGAAAGGAGAUAUCGAUAAAGCAAAAAGACCUUGGGAUUUUCUACCUACCGGCCACAGAAUAGGGAAACCUGAGCCACUUUUUAAGGAACUGAAAGACGAAGAAGUAGAAUUUUUCAGACAGAAAUUUGCAGGCAGUCAAGCUGAGAGGGUAUUGAAAGCAGAAGCAGAUGCGAAAAAGGUUGCUGAGCAACUCAAGACAACAAAAAUAUCAGAAGGUAAUUCGAAGAAAGAAAAGACAAAGCCAGCUGGUAGUACAAAAACAAAGGCAGCUGAAGCAGAAGUUACGAUCUCCAGGCUUGAUAUCCGUGUGGGUCGCAUCAAGAAAGCUCAGAAGCAUCCAGACGCUGAUUCCCUUUAUGUCGAAGAAAUUGAUGUUGGAGAAGAGUCGACUAGAACGGUGGUCAGUGGCCUUGUCAAAUACAUUCCCCUUGAAGAGAUGCAGAAUCGGAAAGUUUGUGUUCUCUGUAAUCUGAAGCCAGUGGCUAUGCGUGGUAUUAAAUCACAUGCGAUGGUUUUAGCUGCAUCAAAUGAUGACCAUACCAAAGUGGAGUUGGUCGAACCGCCGGCGUCGGCUGUAGUAGGGGAGCGCGUAACCUUUCCUGGAUAUUCGGGCGAACCGGAUAGCGUGUUAAAUGCGAAGAGCAAAGUAUGGGAGAAGGUUCAAGCUGAUCUCCGUACAAACGCUGACUUGGUUGCCUCUUACAAGGAUGUGCCCUUCACCACCUCGGCCGGAGUCUGCAAGGUCUCAUCCAUAGCAGAUGGGGAAGUGAGGUAGUGAGAUUUGUUGAUAGUAAUUCUCUCAAAUAAUUUUACACAGGAAGUCCUCUCAUUUUGAAUAGUAUUUGAGAUUAUCAAAUUGCUAAUUGUAACUUUUUGAGUGGAUAUAAUAUAUAAUUUGGCAAGUUGGAUAUUUAAGAAGGUUUUUUCAUUGUGUU
Messenger RNA from Ananas comosus (pineapple), 2689 nucleotides. RefSeq names its product probable methionine--tRNA ligase. The coding region runs from base 100 to 2529 and encodes 809 amino acids. The transcript is spliced from 17 exons. Gene Ontology annotation, molecular function: ATP binding; methionine-tRNA ligase activity; tRNA binding. Gene Ontology annotation, cellular component: aminoacyl-tRNA synthetase multienzyme complex; cytosol. Gene Ontology annotation, biological process: methionyl-tRNA aminoacylation. Lineage: Eukaryota; Viridiplantae; Streptophyta; Magnoliopsida; Poales; Bromeliaceae. The record is from RefSeq and is a predicted model, not a curated record.